AUGAAUCGAUACGGGCGGCCUCCACCCAAGAACGAUGACGAACUUCUCAGGCACGGAAAAGUAUCACAGGCUGCAUCUGACUCCUACGGACCUGUGAGUGCCAGUGCGCAUCGAGUCUCCUCGUGGAAUAGCCCAGGUUGUAGCCGCAGCAACGCAUACCCUAGCCAUCAACAGGAGCAGAAGCUGCAGCACGAGCCGCCCCCUCCUCAGAGACAGCAUCCGCAAGAUCAGCAAGGGCAGCAGCAGCAAGCGCACCAACAGCAGGUGCAGCAAGAAGAGCAUCCAGACCGCUGUGUGCCUUGCAUGUGGUAUUUCUGCCAUCCCUUUGGCUGCAACAAGGGGGCUUCAUGCCGCCGCUGUCAUCACGAGAGCCAUCGCGAUCCUUCUUCGCUCCUCCACCCCUUCUCCCUGCUGCACAUUAGGGGCCGCUGCAUGCCGUGCAGACGCAUAGCAGCCGAAGGCCUCUGCAUGCAUACCGGCUGCGUUUUCUGCCAUCAUCCUGACCAUCACGUUCCGCUCAGUACCACGGGAGAAAAGCAACAGCAGCAGCAGCAGCAGCGCCGGCUACAGGAGCAGAGACUUGCACCGAUACAGCGUCUGUCAUACGAUCAGGGAGCCCAUGUGCGAGGAGUUUGCCGACCAUGCGCGGCUUUCUUCUGCUCCCCUGAGGGCUGUAGGGGGGGCACAGCCUGCAAGCGCUGCCAUGAUGCUUCGCAUGCUAACCCGUACUUGCCCUCUCAUCCCUCUGUGCUGCUGCAUCUCAAGAGAUGCUGCGAGCCAUGUGCAGCGUUCCUGCGGGGAGAGUGCUCGAAGGCCCCCUCGCUGUGUUUUUCUUGCCAUCACCCAAGCCAUCAGCAGCACCAGCCGCCGAGUGAGGAGCCGCGAGAAACAGAAAAACUGGAGCCGCAAGAGGAGGCGCAGAAGCAGCUGCAGGAAGAGAUGCUGUUGCUCCAGCAUCAAGAGCACGAAGAAUUGCAAGCGGACGACGAUGAACACUGGGAUCUCGUCAGCGAGGGAUGCGCCGUGUACAGCGCAGGCUCACCUGGGGAAGACGGGCAGCAGCAACAGCAGCAACAGCAACAGCAGCAACAGCAGCAGCAACAGCAGCAACAGCAACAACAGCAGCAGCAGCAGCAGCAACAGCAGCAGGCUGCAGAUGUCCAUUUACCCGAAGGCGAGCAAUGCGAAAGCGGCAGUAACGAAGGGCCUCGGGGUAAGGAAUAUGAACAGCAGCAGCAACAGCAUGCGGAGUAUGACUACCAGCAGCAGGAAGAUGAGGACGAGGCAAUAGAGCAGCGGCAACAGGAAGGUCAGGCUCUGGAGGAGCAGCCUUCUGGGUAG
Molecule: messenger RNA, 1341 nt
Organism: Cyclospora cayetanensis
Lineage: Eukaryota; Apicomplexa; Conoidasida; Eucoccidiorida; Eimeriidae
Product: histone-lysine N-methyltransferase 2D
Exons: 3
Coding region: 1-1341 (446 amino acids)
Source: RefSeq, a predicted model, not a curated record